This is a messenger RNA of Odontomachus brunneus, 534 nucleotides long. RefSeq lists its product as uncharacterized. Lineage: Eukaryota; Metazoa; Arthropoda; Insecta; Hymenoptera; Formicidae. The transcript has 2 exons. The coding region runs from base 1 to 534 and encodes 177 amino acids. The record is from RefSeq and is a predicted model, not a curated record.
AUGGUGCUGGCCGGAGGCAGGGGCUGGCGGGAAGCCCUGAAUAUAAUAUGUCUGGUAGUGGACCAGGUGGUAAGCUUCCUUAAUAGGGUGGGCUUCAAAGUGGCUCCCCUGAAGACUGAGAUCAUGUUUGUGCAUGAUGGAUCUAGGGGGGAGCCACCUAGAACCCGGGUCCGGAUCGACAACAUCUCCGUGAAGGCGGGUCCCACAUUCGGACUCGUCUUGGAUAGUACAUGGGGGUUUCAGAAGAAUUUUGAACUUCUGAUCCCUAAGUUAGGCAGGGCGGCGAACAUGUUGGGUAGCCUCCUGCCCAACCUCGGCGACCCAAAAAGAAAGGCGCGGUGGCUGUAUGUCGGCGUCGUCCACUCCAUGUCCCUUUACGGGGCCCCGGUCUGGGCCAGCGAGAUGGCGACCACCCAGCGCAUUACAACGUUGGGAUACCGCGCUCAACGGUGGAACCUCCAUCUCGAGAGGGUGACGGUCCUGUCGGGACGGAGGGUCGCCGAGGCCACCGGCCCUGUCUACAGGAAUGGGUAG